Molecule: messenger RNA, 10070 nt
Organism: Rhea pennata
Lineage: Eukaryota; Metazoa; Chordata; Aves; Rheiformes; Rheidae
Gene: NSD3
Product: nuclear receptor binding SET domain protein 3
Exons: 24
Coding region: 314-4627 (1437 amino acids)
Cellular component (GO): nucleus
Molecular function (GO): protein binding; histone methyltransferase activity
Source: RefSeq, a predicted model, not a curated record
CUAGCGAGUCUCCCUUCAAGCCAUCGUGUUAGCUCGGUGUGCCCCCGUGAAAUGACAGAGCCUUCUGCCCAAAUGCCAAGAAAAGAGGAAGUCUGCUGCUGAAAGGUCUUCGUCUGCGCCUUCUAAUUGUUGUUUACUUAGUGCCAGGAGAGCAUAAGAUAAACUCAGAGACAUGUUUGAAGACAAGAUCUUGGCAGAAAGUGACUUUUUCCUUCUGCUGCUUGCUCCUGCUGGAUCCUACAAAGCUUUGGCUCAAGUUUUGGCAGGAGGCCCUAUGAGAAGAAGGGAAAGCUAAGGAUGCUGGAGCAGAACAAUGGAUUUCUCUUUCUCUUUCAUGCAAGGGAUCAUGGGAAACACAAUUCAGCAACCACCUCAACUCAUUGACUCAGCCAACAUCCGCCAAGAGGAUGCCUUUGAUGCCAGCAGUGACAUCGCUGAAGAUGGUGGACAAACACCAUAUGAAACUGCCCUACAGCAAGGCUUUCAAUACCCUACACCCACUACGGAGGAUCUUCCGCCAAUCACUAAUGGCUAUCCACCAACAAUCAAUAUGUAUGAACCUCAAGCCAAAUACCAGGCGUACAGUCAGUAUCCCAAUGGUUCAGCCAAUGGUUUUGGUACAGUUAGAAACUUUAGUCCCCCGGAGUAUUACCAAAUGGAAAACUCUAAUGCAAGGCCACAUGAAGUUCUGGAAAAACCUUCCCCUCCACAGCCGCCACCUCCACCGCCACCUUCAGUUUCACAGACAGUGAUUCCAAAGAAGACUGGCUCACCAGAGAUCAAAUUAAAAAUAACCAAAACUAUCCAGAACGGCAGGGAAUUGUUUGAGUCCUCUCUGUGUGGGGACCUUUUAAAUGAAGUACAAGCGAGUGAGUAUGCUAAGGCGAAACAUGAAGGGAGAAAAGAGAAAAGGAAAAAAAGUAGCAAGCAUGACUCUUCCCGAUCGGAAGAGCGCAAGUCGCACAAAAUUCCAAAAUUAGAACCAGAGGAACAAAAUAGACCAAAUGAGAGGCUUAGCAUGGUAUCAGAAAGGCCAAGAGAAGAUGCACUGUCAGAGGAAACACCGGUCCAGCAGUUCUUGCCUUCUCUUCCAACACAAGUCGCCCAUGAUGUCAAGUUUCAAGUUGGCGAUCUGGUUUGGUCCAAGGUGGGAACAUACCCAUGGUGGCCUUGCAUGGUUUCAUGUGAUCCACAGCUUGAUGUUCAUACCAAAAUUAAUACGAGAGGUGCCCGUGAAUAUCAUGUUCAGUUCUUUAGCAACCAGCCAGAGAGGGCAUGGGUGCAUGAAAAGCGGGUUCGAGAGUACAAAGGACACAAACAGUAUGAGCAGUUAUUGGCUGAGGCUGCUAAGCAAGCCAGCAACCACUCUGAGAAACAGAAGAUUCGCAAACCAAGGCCACAAAGAGAGCGUGCUCAGUGGGAUAUUGGUAUUGCCCAUGCUGAGAAAGCAUUGAAAAUGACUCGAGAAGAAAGGAUAGAACAAUACACCUUCAUUUAUAUAGACAAAGAGCCAGAGGAGGUUUUGUCAAAAACCAAAAAGACUGCUGCUUCUAAAUCAGAGGCUAAGAAGAACAGACGACCUAAGCCAGCGUUGAACACCCAGCUGGAACAUGCCAGUGUGGUAGCAUCAUCACCUUCAAAUGCUGAGGUGCGAAGACAAAGCCAAAGGAGGCAGUCAAGUGUGGAAGAAGAGGAGUCACCUCCUGUGAAAAUAGCGUGGAAAACUGCUGCAGCUAGGAAAUCUUUACCAGCUUCAGUAACCAUGCACAAGGGGACCUUGGAUCUUCAAAAAUGUAACAUGUCUCCAGUUGUUAAAAUUGAACAGGUUUUUGCUCUUCAGAAUGCUGCUGGGGAUGGAAAACUCAUCGAUCAGUUUGUUUAUUCUACUAAGGGAGUUGGUAGCAAAACAGAAAUAAGUGUCAAAGGACAAGACAAGCUUAAUUCUUCAUCAAAUCAGAGAACAGAAAAAACAACUGUGCAAAAUGCGUCCUCUCCUGAAACAACUUCUGGGUCUACAGGUUCUGUAGAAAAGAAGCAACAGAGAAGAUCGAUUCGAACCCGCUCAGAGUCUGAGAAAUCCACUGAAGUUGUGCCAAAGAAGAAGAUCAAAAAGGAGCAGGUUGAAAUGGUACCACUGACUGCAGUGAAGACAGGAUUACAGAAAGGUGCCAGCGAGAUUUCAGAUUCCUGUAAACCUUUAAAGAAAAGGAGUCGUGCCUCAACUGACGUAGAACUGACUAGCUCAGCUUACAGAGAUACAUCUGACUCUGACUCAAGAGGACUUAAUGAUUUACAGGGUAGUUUUGGAAAACGUUCAGACAGUCCGUCUGCUACCGCUGAUGCGGAUGCUUCUGAUGUACAGUCAGUAGACUCUAGCUUAUCCAGGAGAGGAACUGGAACAAAUAAAAAAGACACUGUUUGUCAGAUCUGCGAAAGUUCCGGUGAGUCUCUGGUGUCCUGUGAAGGCGAGUGUUGCGGUGUCUUUCAUAUGGAGUGUCUAGGCCUGAAGUCAAUGCCUGAUGAGAAGUUCAUCUGCAUGGAGUGUAAAAAUGGAGAACAUACAUGCUUUGCAUGCAAACUUCCUGGCAAAGAUGUGAAGCGUUGUUCUGUCAAUACGUGCGGUAAAUUUUAUCAUGAGGCCUGUGUUCGCAAGUUUGCCACUGCUCUCUUCGAGUCACGAGGAUUCCGUUGCCCGCAGCAUUGUUGUACUGCCUGCUCAAUGGAUAAGGAUAUUCAUAAAGCGAGUAAAGGUCGCAUGGUGAGAUGUUUCAGAUGUCCCAUUGCCUAUCACUCAGGAGAUGGCUGUGUUGCUGCAGGAAGCUUGUUUGUGUCAUCCCACAUUCUCAUCUGUAGUAACCAUUCCAAAAGGAAUCACUCCUCAUCAGCUGUAAAUGUAGGCUUUUGUUUCGUUUGUGCAAGAGGGUUGGUAGUGCAGGAUCAUUCAGACCCCAUGUUCAGUUCAUAUGCCUAUAAGUCCCACUACCUACUGAAUGAAUCAAAUCGUGCUGAGUUGAUGAAAUUACCUAUGAUUCCUCCUCCUUCGUCAGCUUCCAAAAAGAAAUGUGAGAAAGGUGGAAAACUAUUGUGCUGUGAAUCCUGCCCAGCUUCCUUUCACCCUGAGUGUCUCAACAUUGACAUGCCUGAAGGUUGCUGGAAUUGCAAUGACUGUAAAGCUGGCAAGAAACUACAUUACAAGCAGAUUGUUUGGGUCAAGCUUGGAAAUUACAGGUGGUGGCCAGCAGAGAUCUGCAAUCCCAGGUCUGUGCCUCUCAACAUACAGGGCCUCAAACAUGAUAUCGGGGACUUCCCAGUAUUUUUCUUUGGUUCACAUGACUACUAUUGGGUACACCAGGGCAGAGUUUUCCCUUAUGUUGAAGGAGAUAAAAGCUUUGCUGAGGGGCAAACUAGUAUUAACAAGACCUUCAAGAAAGCACUUGAAGAAGCAGCAAAACGCUUCCAGGAGCUGAAAGCACAAAGAGAAAGUAAGGAAGCAUUAGAAAUUGAAAGGAAUUCAAGAAAACCUCCACCUUAUAAACAUAUUAAAUCCAACAAAGUAAUAGGAAAGGUUCAGAUUCAGGUAGCUGAUCUGUCUGAAAUCCCUCGCUGUAACUGCAAGCCAUCUGAUGAGAAUCCGUGUGGCCUAGAAUCAGAGUGUCUGAACAGGAUGCUACAGUAUGAGUGCCAUCCGCAGGUUUGCCCAGCAGGAGAGCGAUGUCAAAACCAGUGUUUCACCAAAAGACUUUACCCUGAUGCUGAAAUCAUAAAAACUGAUCGACGUGGAUGGGGUCUCAGGACAAAAAGGAACAUUAAAAAGGGUGAAUUUGUGAACGAAUAUGUUGGUGAGCUAAUAGAUGAAGAAGAGUGCAGGUUGCGAAUCAAACGUGCGCAUGAAAACAGUGUAACCAAUUUUUAUAUGUUAACUGUUACAAAGGAUCGAAUAAUAGAUGCUGGCCCAAAGGGGAAUUACUCUCGUUUUAUGAACCACAGCUGUAAUCCAAACUGUGAAACGCAGAAAUGGACAGUGAAUGGUGACAUUAGAGUCGGACUUUUUGCUCUUUGUGAUAUUCCUGCAGGAAUGGAGUUAACAUUUAAUUAUAAUUUGGAUUGCCUGGGCAAUGGUAGGACUGAAUGUCAUUGUGGAGCAGAAAACUGCAGUGGCUUUCUAGGAGUGCGCCCAAAGACAGCAUUUGCAACAGCAAAUGAGGAAAAGGUAAAGAAUGCGAAAUUAAAGCAGAAGAAACGGAAAAUAAAAACAGAACAGAAGCAGAUGCAUGAAGACAACUGUUUCCAGUGUGGAGAUGGGGGAGAACUAGUUAUGUGUGAUAAAAAGGACUGUCCCAAAGCAUACCACCUCCUAUGCCUUAACUUGACUCAACCACCUUUUGGAAAGUGGGAAUGUCCAUGGCAUCAAUGUGACAUCUGUAGCAAUCCUGCAGUUUCAUUCUGUGAGUUUUGCCCCCAUUCAUUCUGUAAAGAUCAUGAGAAGGGAGCCUUGGUGGCAUCAGCGUUGGAUGGCCGUCUCUGCUGCUCCACACAUGACCCCAAAUCUCCUGUGGCACCUGAAUACUGGAACAAGAUUAAGUGCAAAUUGGAAUCACAGAAUCCUGUAGAAGAAGCAAAGGAGUGAAUUUGUUUAAAAAGCAAGGGAGAGAAGAGGGGCAAAUAGGUGAUGAACUUGAAGAGACUGCUAUUGACACGUUCAGUCUUUAUCAUCAGAGCCGCCUUGUUUGAACUGGGAAUGGGACCAUUUAAUCUUAGCCAGCAGAAGCAGGCAGUGAUGUUUUUUUAUUGUUUGGUCUGUCUUUUACUCUUGAAUGUGCUACAGCAGCUCUUACUCUUGGAAAACAGGAACAUCUUGGCCUUCUUAAGAAAAAAAGUAGACCUUCUGACAGUGAGAAGAAUACUCUGUUUAAAAUAUGUUCUUUGAGUGUAGAAAGCAAAGCAUAGCAACAUAUUUAUUUAUUUAAUUUUUAAAGGAUGUUGAGGAUUGGAUUUUGAUCAGUCAGCAUGUCUUUAAAAAAAAUAGCAAAACCAACGUAAUUUUUAUGUCUAGUUUAUGAGAGAAGAAUAAAUCCUCCCCACUCUGUGUGACAUUCAGCUGCCAUAAAAACAGAUGUGGGUUUCAGACCAGGUGACAGUGAAAUGCCUUCAUUCCAGUACUUAUCUCUUAAAGGCAUUUUGAGAAGGUAGGUUAUAUAUCGUAUUAACUUAUGAAUAUUACUGUAAAGCUUUCCCUAUGAGAAAUCAGGUGUAUGACUUUUUAGAAGUGUUUAUGACACAAGGUUUAAUAUCUUUUAAAAGGGAAGAAAUCAUGGUUCCUUGCUUGAGAGCUGUAAUCAGUGGUGUUUGCAGACAGGAGGAAAUUCAGAAAGAGCUUAAUUGCACAAUGUUCACUUCUCUGCCUCACCUAAUUUGGAAAACCUGCCUAGUUAGGAGAGCCUUCUAGCCUCAGUCACAUACUGCAGUGCACUUAUAAUUGAAGUCUUAACCCUGCCAGUGGGAGCACUAUCACUGACUUCAUUGGAUGCAGAAUUGUUUUGUGCAUAUAUAUAUUUGUCAUCUGCCAAGUCUGUACUUGUUUUAUGACAAUUACGAUAGAGUGAUUCUUUAUUGCCUUCUUAAGCUCCCAUUAGCUCCAAAGGGAGUUUCAGUGCUUAAGGAAUCAGACCAUAUGUGUAUGUGUUUUGGUGGAAUGUUUGGGUUUUUUGCUGAGAGAGACAGAUAUUCUAACUUUAAUCUCCAUUAUUAAUGGAGUUAAGGAAAAUCAGUUAUUUCCCAAGAGCACUUCUUCAAUGAACAGGGUAUUUUCUGUAUCUAUGUAAUGGGCUGUACUCACAGCAGCCAACUUCAGCCUCAGGAGAUGGAUCUCUCUUGGCUUUCCUCUGUAAUCAGUAGAGAGACCGGCUUCUUUGCAAGUGUUUUGAAGUGGCUUCGGUAGGUAACUGGUCCAGGUUUUCCCUUGAAAAACCUAUCUUUCUCCGUUUGCUGUGCAAAGAGCCUAGGAGGGUAAGUUUCCCCAGGCUGAAGUUAGUCUUUUGUGAAUCUCCUACCCUACCUAGCCUGAAAUCUUGGAAAGCACUGUGCAUUUUUUCCUGCCCCGGUAUAGUUAAAGAGUAUACUUUUGAUUUUUAUGCUGAUAUUCACUAACUUUUUGAUAGCUUUUUGCUAAUGGGAGUUGAAAAUAACUGUGAGUGAAAGGAGUUAGUAUGUGUUGCUGGAACUUGGCUAAAUUAAGCUGCUUAAUUCUCAAGAACCUUGUCUCUGAAAACCUGCUUACCUAAACCUACAGGAAUAUGUUGACAUCUCAGUUCCACAAAAGAACAGGCUGUGGGAUUUUGGAACACAUCUUAUCUUUGGCUGGUGCCCUUCUCAUUCUCAAACUUAUGUACAAGGGAACAAAUGUUUUUGUGUGCAAUUUAAAAUUAUAAAAUACACUACAAUCUCGUUAAGCAGCUACUGUGCCAUUUUAACUGAUCUGGCAGUUCAUCUUCUGAACAGUUUGCAGAUGCCUUUCUACAAGCUUUUGGGUGUCUUGGAUUGCAUAGUUGCAUAGGUAUCUCUUUGGGUCAGUUUUUGGUACAGAAGGUUAAUGGGAUAUACAGAGCACUUCACCUUCUUGUGGUCAAUACUAAAGCAAAUCUCUAAAACACUAAUCUUGCUUGAAAGCAGUGCUAUAUUUUGGUAUUUUUUACAAAAAACUACAAAAAGGAUUUUAUUUUUCUUAACAUUUUUGUGUGAUAAAUGUCUGUUUUUAAGCUCUUAGAGAGGGUGUUUAACCUUUUCAGAAAUUCAAACACAGCUCUUGCUACAGUGUCUGUAAGGCGUGAUCUGUUUACUUUGUACUAUGUAUUAGGCUUGGUAAUGUUCAAAUGAUUUUUCUCUUGGAAAGUCAGAGCAUUCUAAGUAUUGCAAACACUAUGUAGUGUGAGUGUAUCUACAUGCUUUUUUCCAUUCUGUGUUAGUGAUAACUUACUGCACGGAGAGGAAUGGUGUGGUAGUGCCCAGAUGGCUCACAAGCAUUUGAAAUGUCAGUGAGCAGACGAUAUUCACCGAACGUUCAUUGCCGUGUGAAGUGUACUGCUGUGACGUACUGGUAUGCUGGUUAUCACAGAACAUGUGAAGGGUCACAGAAGGCUUAAAAACUUUGUAAGAUGCUAAGACUUAUGAGGCUGUUGCUACUUCUCUGCCAUUACAUUUGAUACCUUGGUUAACUUCUGUUUUCAAACUUCUCACAGGUGCUCCUUUUAUUUUUCUACGAAAAAUGGUUAAUUAGAGCAGCCAACAUUUGAGCUUGGAAUUGAAAGGGGAAGCAGGAGAUUGAUUUAUAUGCUUUUACAGUUGAUGAACAAAAAGCUUGGACUGGAUUUCACACUAUUGGCGAGAAGGUGAAUCUUUCAAAAGAUUUGAACUCUCUAAAGUAAGAAAACAUCGAAUUCAAAGUAAAUAGAGAAUUAUAGUGGGUUUGUUCUAUAUACUGAACACACAAUGUUAAAGUACACAUUUUAAACAUCUUCAUAGACUGAAUAGAACAAUAAUGCAAUUCUGUUUUAAGGAAAAGGUUUAACGGUGAUAUUUUAAUUAACUGGCAGAGGGGGGAAUCAGCUGUGGAAUUAAAUUUGUGGUCUGGAGUGAGAUAAAGAAGUAGUAUUAAAGUAGUUUAGGGGUGUAGUUUUAUGCUGAGGUUGAGGAGAUGUCUGCAGAGCUACUGGUGUUUUCAGUUGAUUUUUUUAAAUACGCUGUUCAAAACUAGAACACACAGUCACACCUUUCCCUUAGUUUUCUUUUAAAUAUUUGAAAUAGUAUCAUGCUUCUGGUUAGCACCUGACUCUUAUGUUAUCUAUGUAGUAAUGCAAUAUCUGAGCUGCUCUGUGAAGUUAACGGGAUUUUGUUGUUUACUGAAGCUUUUACUACACAGUAUGCACCUUAGCACAGAGCAGAAGUUCUGCAGGCCGUGGCCAAGUGGUGCUGUGGCUAGUUACUACAGUUUUCUAAAUACAUGGUGCAAGCAUUAGUUGUUGUAGCUCUCAGAUUAUUAGUAUAGAUUUGUCUUAUCAAUAGACUGUAAGACUUAAAGGCAUUUGCAGCUCAGGUCAAAGGCAGUUAAAGGCAAUUUUAUGGGCAAAUUACCUUCUCUGUUCACACCAUGGUCUUAGAGAAUCUGUUAAAAUGGAAUGAAAGGGCUGGAAUGUUUAAUUUUGGCCUUUCUGCUUAAAAUUUAUUGUAUCUUAAUUUCUGGGUAGAAUGGGAAAGACACAAUUACUAGACAUAAUUAACAGUAAGCAUAAAAUCUGUAUAUAUUGAAACUUUACAGAAAUAUUUGGGUAAGGUUGGGAGGAGGGUGGGAAAGGGGGGGAAUGUCCAACGCUGGUACGAAGUAGUCACUUUAACAUUGAAACCUCUGCCUCAUUGAAUUCAGGGUUUAAUGUACUUGAAGCUCUGCAGUUCCUUAUACAGCUUUUUUUUAUUUAUACAUAACUUUUUUUGUAUACUACAUUCAAAAUGUCUUUAACUUUCCUGAAAUUACUUUCUGCUCCCAGUGUACAGUGUAUGGCAAAUGGGAGAGAUUUUCAAAGCAGGUGUCUCAGACUUACAUAUGUUAAAGAAGUAUAUUGCAUGAGACACGCCAACCCUAUGUCCUGUUGCUUUCAGUUUUCCAUCAACUUUAUCCUACCAUAUAUUUUUGUGUAGCAAAAACAUUUGCACUUGUGAUACACUCCUAAACUUUGGAUGUAUUCAAAAUGUUGUUCUGAAAAAGUUUGCUGUUUCCUAUCAUGCUCUGUUCCUGAGUGGCAAACUCAGGUCCUUAUUACCCCUGUGAGGGGAUAUCUCACUGCUCUGGAGAGAGAGAGGGGGGAUUAUUAAGCUGAAACUAUGUAUCUGUGCUUUGCAUAGAAGACUUGUGUAAUUAAUGUGAAAACAAAAAGGGAAAAUGCAUAUGAAUUUGCCAAAGCCAUUCAUUCAUUCACUGUUCUCACGUGGCACUAACUGCGUGGGAUUUUUUUGUUUUUGUUUUGUUUUGGUUUUUUUUGUGCACAAGACUAAGAAAGAUGCCUUUUCUAAUGGUGUCUCUUCCAGCUUGAAAAAAGAUGGCUAUGUGUUUGAUCCUCUCCCAAACAUCUCUUACAUAGCUAGCACUGAACAUUUUUGAGGAAUUCUUGUUCACUUUUGAUUUAUAAACAGACUGGAUGAAAAAAAUGUUUCAUAUUCAUUGAACUGUAUCUCAUUUCUAGUGUCAUUUUUCAUUUUUAAAGUGAUCAUGUUGCCACAGAAAAAAGAUGAUAAAUAACUGUUUCAACUGGCUAGUAAUAAGAUUUUUUUGUUUGUUUGUUUUCUAUAAGGGUAUGUGCAUACUUGGGGUUGCUAUGAGAAACUAAACCAUUUGUUUCCACAUGAGUGAUAUUGCACAACACGGAUACCUACAGAUUCUGUUUUCAUUUCCAUGUAAUCUUUAUCUGUAACAAUGACCUUUGUAGAGUCGUUAUUUCUGUAGACUUUGUUUAUCUGUAACAAACUUUGUAGAUUCUGUGAAAUGUUAUUUUAACUAAAUCACUUGAGUCUUUAAUAGCGAAGCAUCAAUAUUCACUGAAGUCAAUAUCUUAAGAGUUUUUGGAAGUUGACUAGAAGCUCUUGACACUAACAAAGUAGUGUUAAAUUUCCCUGGCGAUGUUCCACUGGGGCAUUACUGUAUUAUGACUUGAUGUUGCCGCAUAGACUUUGAGAUAUAAAAUAUUUUGGGGGUUUUGUUGUUUGGCCUCUGUUCUCUUGCAUAGUGUGAAACCUGUAAAGCUUGGUUAACCUGUAUAUAGAUAGCUUAUUGUCAACUAGUUAUAGUGUAUUUAGAAUUGCCUGUAAUAUUUUAGCUUCUUACUGAAUGUGUGUGAUGGUAGGAACAUAUAAUUUUUGUACAUUAUAUUUACUGAGAUGUUGCCUUUUUUAUUUUACAAAUACUUUGGAAUUCAGAUGUGUUUUUGCUUCCGUGAGGAUUAAUUUGGAAAGGUUUUUAAUGACAUUCCACUGAUUUAAAAUUUUGCUUGAGGUUGACUUCAAUAAAUUGUUCUGGAUGUUCCGGU